CUUUAUUCAGUCACUCGCAAUCCGAUCAGUCGUCAGUUAACAUUUCUCUAUAAACGUUGGAUGCUGGUGCUGGAUGGGACCGGAAGAAAAAAACAAAACUCAAGGAAAAUAAUUCAAGUGCAAUAUAAAACAAACGCCGAAUUUUUCCGAAAAAAAACAAAAAACGAAUAAAAGCAAAAAAGUUCUACUUCCUCAAAAAAUUGUCGAACCAACAUAAAAACUAACAUAAACUAUUCUUAAAACUAAUUUCCUAAGCCAUGUUAAGCUUUCGAAAAUUACUGCCACUGCUAAUGUUGACGCUAGUCAUAGGGAUAGCAAAUCACAAGUCAUGGGCUUUACCCAUAGCAGAAGCUGAGCACUCGUCAUCAUCUGGCAACAGCGGCGAUGGAACCAAACUCUUGGUCAUAUCGGAAGAUGUGAUACCCGACGAAGUGGAAAUGGAUCAAAAGAAAGUCAUUCGAGUCAAUCCCUUGGAUUUGCCACCCAUUAAAGAGGAUCCCAAUAAAAAAAGUGAAGACUCUUCGUUAUACAAAAUUCAGUCAAUUAAACCGUUUGCAGGCGGAAAACGUAAAUAUGCCAAUUCUCAGAAUAUGCGUAAGCCAAGUGGUGCAGGAGUGAGCGAGGCUGCCGAUACUCCCAUCACCAGAGGAUUGCCGGCCCCUCAAAAGUUUGUAAAACCUAAACAUCAGCCCAAAAAGAAACACUUACAUUUUCUUUACAAUCAGGACGAUUUGUCAGGGAAUUUAGUGGCGAAGACAAUGCGCGUCCACACAGCGCCCGGGGCCUACCCAGUCUUCUAUGCCGUGGCCAAGACAAAUGGUCGCUUCGGUAAAUAUCCUUUGAAGAGUUUCAGCACCCCGCAAGCCUUUAAGAAAUACAUACAAAAAAAUAAACUCGAGAAUGCCCAUGUGAUAGAGACAGCCUACGAAGAGAGAUAGAUUGUCGACGCAACGAAUUUAUGCUAUGAAGGAGGAUUAGAAAAAAUGGUCCCUCUAUAUUUGAUUUUAAGCUGUAUAUAGUUAUGUAGUCUCUUAAUAUUUAUAUUUGUCUUAGGUUUUAGCCCACCCCUGUAUUUUUGUAUAAUUAAUUUUUCCAUGUACCAAAUACCGCAACGAACGAACAAUAAAAUAUAAUGAGGAACAAUUAA
Molecule: messenger RNA, 1147 nt
Organism: Stomoxys calcitrans (stable fly)
Lineage: Eukaryota; Metazoa; Arthropoda; Insecta; Diptera; Muscidae
Exons: 2
Coding region: 258-938 (226 amino acids)
Source: RefSeq, a predicted model, not a curated record